Messenger RNA from Aplysia californica (California sea hare), 1248 nucleotides. RefSeq names its product adenosine receptor A1. The transcript has 3 exons. Gene Ontology annotation, molecular function: G protein-coupled peptide receptor activity. Gene Ontology annotation, cellular component: membrane. Gene Ontology annotation, biological process: G protein-coupled receptor signaling pathway. Bases 1 to 1248 code for a protein of 415 amino acids. Lineage: Eukaryota; Metazoa; Mollusca; Gastropoda; Aplysiida; Aplysiidae. The record is from RefSeq and is a predicted model, not a curated record.
AUGGAUGAUGGACGCAUUCCGAAAGACAUUCUGUACGGUGAACUGACUGCAGGACAUCGAGGCUUAGGACGCCCAGUACUGCGCUACAAAGACGUCUGUAAGCGCGACCUGAAGACAACAGGCAUAGAUGCAGACCACGGGGAAACGUUUGCUGGGGACCGAGGAGUAUGGAAGGGCAUCAUACGUCAGGGAGUACGCCACGGUGAAAUGACAAGACAGCUGCAGGAAAUGGACAAAAGAAGCCGCAGAAAAGAGAGGCUUCAGAUGGAAGAAUUUUUAUGCGACGAGCAGUGGUACAUUGUCCAAGUGGUCAAUAUGGUGGUCAUCUCUGGUCUCCUCAGUCUGUUCGGCGUGGCCUCCAAUAUCAUCAACAUUGUAGUGUUUGCCAAGCAAGGCUUUCGGGACAGCAUGAACAUCAGCCUCGUGGGGCUCGCUGUGUCUGACCUGUGCUCCUUGCUGACCAUGAUAUGGAUAAGCAUCUGCGAGAACCCUCUUUUCUACCGUUCUGAAUUGAACUUUGACCCCAAAGAUAUCUUAUAUCUCACGGGGGCAACGCCUCAUAUCCUCUUUGUCAAAAUCGCCAGUUUUAUUACCGCCUUCAUCACCUUCGAACGAUGUCUGUGUAUCGCUGUCCCUCUGAAGGUGAAGACGAUCAUCACACCAGGAAGGACAAAGACAAUUAUUAUCUCCAUCUACAUUGCCAUGUCCCUUUUGAUGAUCCCCUUCUACCUUGGAAACAGACUUGAGUGGGUUUUUGAUUUCACAGUGAAUGCUACUGUGUUAAAAACCACGUUCGCUGCAGAUAGAGAAAUGCUAGAAGCUAUUAUGUUUCUCACUCUGGGUGUAUUUUCUACGACAUUUUCCUUCGUCUUCGUUAUCUGCUGUACCAUCGUUCUUAUCGUCAAACUCAAGAGUAAAACAAAAUGGCGUCAGGCGACUGCAGCCAAGUCUGAUCGUGCAGCGGAAGGAGUUGGGGUCAAAGAUCAAAAGGUUGUAAAAAUGGUGACUUUCAUCGCUGCCAUUUUCAUCGUCUGCGCCGUACCUCCCACGCUCUUGUUUCUCUACAUGGUGAUUGACCCAAGUUUCCGUAUUGAUGGUGUCUAUCGAAACAUCUAUCUUGUCGUUUGGACUUCAUCGUUUCUAACAGAAACGGUCAACUCCAGCGUAAAUAUAUUUGUUUAUAUGAAAAUGAGUUCGAAAUAUCGAGCAGUGUUUAUGAAAACAUUUUGGAAUAAGGAGGAGAGAUAA